Dreissena polymorpha is the source of this 1453-nucleotide messenger RNA. RefSeq lists its product as uncharacterized. The transcript is spliced from 4 exons. The record is from RefSeq and is a predicted model, not a curated record. Gene Ontology annotation, cellular component: cytoplasm; nucleus. Gene Ontology annotation, biological process: regulation of cell cycle. The coding region runs from base 89 to 520 and encodes 143 amino acids. Lineage: Eukaryota; Metazoa; Mollusca; Bivalvia; Myida; Dreissenidae.
CAAGAGUUACGGAUAAGAACACUAUAACGAAACAUUGAGUAUAUCGUUUUACUUUGUGCAAGGUUUAUAUGAAAGGAUUAUUGUGACAAUGCAAUCGUACGUAAGGAAUAUGUCUGUGGAUGCUGGAUCUGACAGUGAAAUGUCUUGUGGCGAAGCAAUUAACGACAUAGAGGAGGUCAUUAAACAGGCGGUGAGAGAGGCGAAAUGCAUGCAGGGGGUCUUUAAGUGCGCCAGCGUUCUUGAGAAUUCCCCUGAGUUGGUUGCCUUGUGCAUCUUGCCAGAAGAGCACAGCAAGGACAUCUCGGCGCAAAUUCAGCAGAAAUUGAUCGAGGCUUAUUGCUGGGAGAACGCCAUCAGAGUGGUCUACAUCCAGGCGAAAGUUCUCCACAACCUUGCGAAGGUCAACAGAAAGAAGGUGCCUUCCGCCACUGAUCUUACCUGCGUCUUGUUGACCACUGUUCCGUGUGACGCUAGCCUCACGGAUAUCGUUGAUAGUGAUGUCAACAACAAUAUUGGUUGAUAGUUACCUGUCAAACGCACACAUUUAAUGGGUAGCCCAACCCAUUUCAUCACAAUUACGAAAAGCAGCUUUUGCUAGUCAAUACAAGAACCAGAUGAUUACAAGCGUGUGUGAUCUGCAUAAGAGAGGAUCUGACGUACUUCAAUCGCUCUUGUAAGCUGUAGUGUGGACUAACAAACCACCAACGACUGUUGCAACUGACAGCCUCGCCCACAAUGACCAGUUUACUGAACUGGACCGUCGUAAAACUGUUCGUGGCAAUGCAGCCACCAGCGGCGAAGUGACGUGGCCUUUGCAAUGCUGUUGAAGUCGAUAUCAUUUAACAUGAAUGAUUCACAACAUCAGUAUUAUCAAAACGUUGCAAUAACAUUCAACCAGCGCAUACGCUAUGGAGUGAGCCUCUGGGGCAAUUGACAAUGUGGAGUUGUUUGUAUGAAUGUGAAGCGAUUGCAUGAGACCAGUUAUCUCAUGUGGCUCUUUGGUUGAUUUUUAUCGCUAAGGACGAUAUCGUGAAAUUAUAUCACGAGUUCGUCAGAGGUCAACUAAUCAUCACAUACCUUAUACAACGUUGAUCACGAAUAGUCAUUCGGUCACUGUCUGUACUUGACACCGUGUGCGAUGAAGAUCCAACACCGACACAUCGUGCCGGGACGAAAACCGUAUUGUUCAACCGUAUGACUGUCAUACUGUGUGCUUUUGUGGUGGGGACUCCUGCUUCUUACAUUACUAUUCUAGAUAUUUGAACUGGUUAUGAUUUAUUAAAAAUUUAUUUUAUGAUAUUACGCAUUCAACAUUUUUGUUAGUAUUUUUAAGUAACUGAACAAUCUUCUUGUUUUUUCUGUAACAAUUUUCUUUAAUCUAUGUCAUACUUGUACAUACCAACCAAUGUUGUAUAUACUUGCUGGGUUCUCGUAUUAAAUUUAUUGAAACGUU